Molecule: messenger RNA, 2528 nt
Organism: Syngnathoides biaculeatus (alligator pipefish)
Lineage: Eukaryota; Metazoa; Chordata; Actinopteri; Syngnathiformes; Syngnathidae
Gene: pmela
Product: premelanosome protein a
Exons: 13
Coding region: 20-2443 (807 amino acids)
Biological process (GO): melanosome organization
Cellular component (GO): melanosome
Source: RefSeq, a predicted model, not a curated record
GCCCGCACCAAAGUCAGGCAUGUGUACCACUACACCAUCAGUGACUCCUCGUAAAUUCAUAAUCAAGGAGCGGUUGGUGAGGUCUGGGCUUCUGGGAAGAGACACAACCCAAGACAGGAUGAAGACUCUGCUGCUACCUCUGCUGAUGGCGUUGGCCUUGAUGUCCACCACUGCUCAAAAGGCUCGGAGUCAGUUCACGCGUUACCGCUCAUGGAACUCCCGCAUGUACCCUGUGUGGAAGGAGGGAGACCCAAGAUUCAGAAACUGUUGGUCUGGUGGUCCGGUCACGUUUGAUCUGAAGAACGAUGCGCCCACGCUGCUUGGAGCAAAAUCAACCUUUAAUAUUAAUCUUAAUUUCCCUCCAAACCAAACUGUGCUCGCCGAUGGGCAGGUGGUCUGGGCGCGUAACUGCACAAUUGAUGGGCAACAGUAUCAGGCGGGCCAAGCUGUGUAUCCAGAGCAAACAAAUGAGAUGACAGGGGUUUUCCCAGAUGGCACGCCUUUCACCAGGACCCGGGACAGGAAGCCCCACUAUGUGUAUGUUUGGAAGACAUGGGGUAAGUACUGGCAAGUGGCAGACGGGCCCUCCUCCUCGCUCACCAUCUCAACAGACGAUGUCUCCCUGGGCUCCUACAACAUGGAGGUUGUCAUCUAUCACUGCCGCGGAAAAAACAAGUUUAUCCCCCUCGGUUAUGCCUCCACGGUCUUCACAAUCACAGACCAAGUUCCGUUCACCGUAUCCCUGGCUCAAGUCAAUGACAUCAACCAAGAUGACUCAAACUUCAUCCAGAAACACGCCAUCGCUUUCAGCGUCAACGUUCACGACCCCAGCCAAUACCUGAGUAGUGCUGAUAUCACUUUCAGCUGGGACUUUGGAGACAGCACUGGAACGCUGAUCUCCAGGGAGCGGACGGUCACGCACACGUACCUUGCAGUCGGGACCUUCAAACCUCAAGUGGUCUUGAUGGCCAGCAUUCCUAAUGGUUGUGUAAACCCCUCAGCUGGAGUUCCAGUUGCCUCUGCUGUACCAGUUGUAGUGGUGACCCCUGAAGCUGACCCAGCAGUUGUCGCAGAAGCAGAUUUACCUGCCGCAGACACUGACCCAGCAGCAGCAGCUGAAGAGCCUGUCCCUGAUGCCACUCCAGUGGAGAAUCCUGAUCAGCCGGCCGAAACAGCCGCCGACACAGACGACGCGGAGGCAGCAAUUGAUGCAGGAGCGGAUGAAGUAGAGGCUGUCUCGGCAGCCCCUGCAGCAGUUGACGCAGCCGUUGCUCCAGCAGUACAAGAUUCAGUCGCCACUGCUGCUCCUGCCGCCGAGGUUGAAGUCGCUGCUGAGGAUGCUGCCGCUGGCGAGGUGGCCACCGCUGCACCUCUCGAACCUGCAGCUCAAGACGCAGCAGUGGUUGAAACCGCUGCUGCAGACGAAGUGACCAAUGAAGCUGCAGAGACGGUGCCCGUGGUUGAAGUAGCUGCUUCCGUGGCCCCAGUCGAAGAGGGAGAAGAAGCUCCGGAAAAUGUAGCAGCUACAGUCCUUCCAGGGGCCGUUGUCCCUGAAGUGACCGUAGUGGCAGAAGAAGUAGCUGUGGUUGAAGCUACUGCUGAGGAUGCUGCAGAAGUGGUCCAGACUGAAACAGCAGCCCCUGCUGAUAAUGUCGUAGUCCCCGCAGCCACUGAGAGCGCCACUGUAGAAGAAGCUGACAAUGACAACGAUGUUGCUGUUGCUACUGCAGCUCCAGCAGGUGAUGAAACGGUCCUAAACGAAGGGGAAGUCCAAGCCGAAGUGGAAGCAGAUCCAGCACAAGUUGCCCUCGUUGUGGUCAAAAGACAAGUACCAGAAGUUUCAGCCGACUGCAUGGUCUACCGUUACGGCUCCCUCGUCACCUCCGUCGACGUUGUCCAGGGAAUUGAUAGCGUUGAGAUUGUGCAGAUGUCCAAUGUUGUGUCGCUGGCAACUGAGCUAAAUCAGAAUGCCGUGGAUGUCACCGUUAGCUGUCAAGGAAGUUUACCAAGUGAGGUGUGCACAGUCAUUUCGGAUGCUGAGUGCAUCAUCCCAGUGGAAACUGUCUGCAGCGUGGCCACGCCCUCGCCUGACUGCCAAAUGGUCCUCCGCCAGUUCUUCAACGAGUCUGGUGUUUUCUGCCUCAAUGUCUCCUUGACUAAUGAUGUCAGCCUUGCUAUGACAAGUGCUCGUGUCAGCGUGGCAGUAGCCUCUGCUGGUUCCCCCGCUGGAACUGCUGCCAUAAUCCUCGGUGUGUUGGUUCUUGCCUGUGUGGUUUGCUGUAUCGGUUUGAUGUACAGGCGCUUCAAGCAGUACCAGCCAAUGAGAGAAGACAGUGACGGCAGCAGCUCGGCAGUUACGUCAGUCCCAUUGUUGCUGUGGAACUUGCUGAUGCGACAGUCGCCUGGAGAAAGCCGCCCGCUGCUUCAGGGGAGGAUUGUGUGAAUAAGAACGCCACAGUGUACUAAAUAUUUGAUUAACAAACUGUACAACAUUUACACAUGUACUCUGUGAUCGUGUUGAAAUAAAC